This is a messenger RNA of Closterium sp. NIES-65, 10155 nucleotides long. The record is from the annotation of a GenBank genome assembly. Lineage: Eukaryota; Viridiplantae; Streptophyta; Zygnematophyceae; Desmidiales; Closteriaceae.
AUGGAGGCGGGGAGGCCAGCCACAGCACAGCACACCACACUGUCCAUUAACUAUCCACUAUCCCUCAAACACCCUCUCAUCCAGGUGGUCACACCCGCCAGUGGGCGGUGCAGGCGGUGGGGGUGCUGGACGGGUGGUCACACCCGCCAGUGGGCGGUGCAGGCGGUGGGGGUGCUGGACGGGCACGGGGGAGGCGAGGCCAGCCAUACCAAACCAUUUGUUGACUAUCUGCCAUCCUCCAAUCAUUUCUCACCCUCCAUCCAGAUGGCUGCACCCGCCAGUGGGCGGUGCAGGCUGUGGGGGUGCUGGACGGGCACGGGGGAGGCGAGGCCAGCGGCCGCUGGAAGUGAUGGUGGGAGGGAUGGGAGGGAUGGUGAUGGGAGGAAUGGGUUUGAGGGUGGGAGGCAUGGUGAUGGAAGGGAUGGGUGUGAGGGUGUUGGAAGCGGCAGGAGGCGUGCAGGCUGUGCUGGUGAAGGGAUGGUGGAGGAGAGAGUGGAGGAGAGAGAGGAGGAGAGGGAGGAGGAGGGUGAGGAAACUGAGAGGGAGUGGGAGGAGCAGGAGAGGGUGAGAAAGAGGGUGCUUGAAGGAGUGUUAGCAGGCGCUCUGGAGGAUGUAGAUGCGGAAUUCGCACAGGUACCCUCAAUCUCGGCCCCCUCUGAACCCUCCUUCCUUCUCCUCGUCCCCCGUCCCCUCCACCCGUCCUCCUCCAUACUCUCCCUCUCCUCCUUCUCCGCCCCUCCGAUCCCUCCUCCUCCGUCCCCUCCGCCCCUCGUCCCCUCCCAGGAGGCUAGCAAGCACCGCUGGUGGUCGGGCUCUACCGUUGCUGUGGCCCUCCUUGUCUUUCACCGCCUGCUGUGUGUUCACCAAAACCCCCUGUGCACGCACUACCCCCUGUGUCGUUGUAUUGGCCUCUCACAGGAGGCUAGCAAGCACCGCUGGUGGUCGGGCUCUACCGUUGCUGUGGCCCUCCUUGUCUUCCACCGCUUGCUGCCCUCGCCUCCUUGCUGCCACCCCCACCGCACACACGCCCACCACACGCCACCCAGCCACUGCAAGCACUCAAGCUCCCCAGAUGCAUGCACUGCUAUCCAAGGGGGGGCAUCGGAGUGGGAGGUGCAGCACUUGACAGUGGCCAACGUAGGAGACUCUAAGGUUCUCGUCUGUGGCGGUGGCAAGAGGCAUGGGGGCCAGACGGUGGGGGUUCGAGAGAGGCAUAUGAGUGCAGCAGGGGAGGAGCAGCGGAUGAGUCAGGGGCGAGGAGAUGUGAAAGAGGGUGUGCUGCAGGGGACUGUUGAGAAGCAGGGUGUGCUGGCGACCACUGAUGGCAUGAUGCGGGCUGUGAAGGACCCGGACAUUAGAGAGCAUGCCAUUUCUGCAGAAGCAGGGGUGCGUGAGUGGAGGAGAUGGCCGAUGGGAGGAGUCUUGGAUAGGGGCAGGCAGCCUGUGUCGGUGUGUGGUUGCAGGCAGGCAGCGGAGCAGAGCAUGGACGAGCAAGAGCUCCGUCGCUUGGCGGUUCUGCAGAGACGGAGGCAGCGCCUUCGCGAGCAGCAGAGGCGACAUGCACUGGUGAAGUACAAGCAGCAGGAGCAGCUGACGCAGAGGCAGCAGGAGCAGCUGACGCAGAGGCAGCGGGAGGAGCACGAGCAACAGAAGCAGCAGAAGCAGCAGCAGCAGCAGCAGCAGCAGCAGCAGAGGCAGGCGUUACCCGUGCCCUACGACAAGCAACACCAGCAGCAGAAGCAUGGACAUCAGGAACAGAAGAAUCAUGCACUAACCGUGCCCCACCAGCAGCAUAGUAACCCUGUACCAGGAACUCCCCUACAGCAGCAGGAGAAGCAGCAGCAAGAAGGGGAGCGUUCUGCCUCAUUGUGCACGACAGAGGCGAUUUUUGAGUCGACUAAAAAAUCGCCGCGUCACACGCGUUCUGCCUCAUUAUGCACGACAGAGUUGACUGACGACCACAGAGCAGACAGGGAGGACGAGAGGAGGCGCGUGGAGGCGAUGGGGGGGAGAGUGGAGGAGCGGGGCGGUGUGGCGCGCGUGCAAGGCGAGCUGGCUGUUACUCGCGCCCUUGGGGACCUGCAGUACCGCCCCUGGGUGGUGCCCACGCCUGAGAUCACUGAGUGGGUGGUGAGGGGUGGGGCAAGAAGGGGUGGGGCAAGAAGGGGUGGGGCAAGGGGACGUGGUGCAAGGGGGAGCGGCAUGGGAGUUUGUAGGGUGGAUGGGAAGAGGAGUGGGCGGGUGGUGAAGGAAAGUGAUGCAGCAAGGGAGGUGUUGGGAGAGGAGGGAGAAGAGGGGGAGUGGGGUUUGGACUGUGCCCAGGUGUGCGGCAUUGUGGGCAGAGCGAGGCGGGCCCAGAGGAGGAAAUUGGGGGGGUUACGGGCAAGCAAAGGAAGAGGUAGCAGAAGGAGGAGCGGGAAAAGCGCUGAUAGGGAUGGUGAUGGUGGUGAUGGUGGUGGUGGGGUUGUUCAUGGCGUUGAUGCUGGUGAUGGCAAUGGCGAUGAGGAGGAGGAGAGGGGGGAAGAGAGGGAAGGGGGGGAGGAUGAGGAGGAUUGGGUGCUUGACAGUGCGGCUGCUGCUGCUGCUGCAUCUGGCCGUGAGAGUGAGGUUACAGAAGGGUCGCUGCUCCAUGCCAUUCCUCUGCCGGUCGGGCAGCAGGAAGGGGACGAUCAGGGAGCUCUUGCUGUGGUGAGUGGGGAACGGCAAUCAGCAGUGCCUGAGGCGGCACACGAGAAUGCACAGGGAGAAAUGCAGCUGCAAGGGCACAUGGACGCAGCGAGGCAGCAGCAGCAGCAGCAGGUGAUGGUCCAGAGGGGGCAGCUGCCGUACUGCUGGAUGCUGCAGGGCGUGGAGCAGGGUCCCCUCAUGUGUGUGCGCAGGGAUGGUGAGGUGGAGACACGGCUGGCACUGGCAUGCUGGCCAGAGGGCCAGUGCAGUGCUGAGAGUGGGUGCUCAGCUGAGAGUGGGUGCAAGGGAGGAAGCGAAUGCAGGCGUGAAAGCGUGGUAGCUGCGAUUGCUGACGAGGGUGCACGGCGUGUAAAGGGAGGACAGGUGAUUGCAGUGAGGGAGAAGCAGCUCCAGCCGCUGCAGCAGCCACAGCCAGGGCAGCAGCGGCAGGAGCAGCAGCGGCAGGAGCAGCAGGAGCAGCAGCAGGAAAAAGGACAGGCACAGGGACAGGUUGCGGUGAGAGGCGAGAGUGGGUUGGUGGAGGCGAGGAGGUGGGAAGGGAGGGACCCUGCGAGGGUGUGUUGGGAGGGGAGUGAGGAGAGGCGAGAGGUGACCCAUGCCCCACCCACGGCUGUAGCGCUCUCUGCCUCCCAUGCUACUGCUGGCGUAGCUACAGCUGGUGCAUCAGCCACUCCUGCAUCCUCGGUUUCCCAGGACGAGGAUUUCCAGAAGCCAGAAUCACACAAACGCCUUGCUUCCAGCACCCCUCCAGUGCAACAGCAAACGGUCUCUGAGCAGCAGAGCAGCUGGCCCUUGACUUCCACACCCACUGAUACUACACCUCCCUUAGCUCCCUUGGGUUCCGUGCUACCCAGAGACCUUGCUUCGAUCUCCCACCGUCUGGACAGUCGAAACCCUCUUCCUGCCUCUCACCGCAUGCACGUUUCGAAGCUUGCUCUGCAUGCACGGUCCUCCACAGCUCCUGUACUGGUGGGCCCAGUGCAGCAGCAGGAACCCACACUGCCGUCUGAGGUGCCUUCACAGCACGAGAACCACCCAGCAGCAUCCCACAUCCCCUCCUCCACCGCCCACUGCUACGAGCUGCUCAAACCCCUUCCUGUUGCUGCUGCUACGUCUCGCCCCUCCCUUGUGCCUCUUUGGCAUGACCGUGCGGCCUCUGGGCGUAACCGCGCUUGCCGCAAUUCUCCCCAGUACCUCGACUCUGGUUCAUCAGGACCAUUCCCAACACGGCGUUUUAGGGAGGCUCAGCACGGCGCAGCCCUGCCUGCUGCCUCCCCCUCCCAUCCCCAGGCUGUAGGAGGCAGCGCCGCAGCGGCUGGGUCUGCUGCUGUUGUUCCUCCAACCCUGAGUCGCUCCACAAGCCUGGCGAUUCCCGCACCUCUUGGCCUGGUUCGGUUCCUGAACCUGCUAGGCUCGGUGCCGCUGCUCCUACCAGGCCUCCCUGGAAAGAGCGGCAUGGGAAUGGAAAAGGAGAGAGGUGGGAGGGAGGGGUUGGUGGUUGGGGAUGGGGUGGAGGAUAGGGGGGUGAUGGAUAAAGGGAGUUCCAAGAAGGUGAUAGGGGACAGGGAGGAGAUGGAGGAGGGGAGUUUGAGGGAGGAGAGAGGUGUGGAAGGGGACGAAUGGGGGGAUGUUGAUGUGGCAGACAGCAAUUGGACGAAGCACCAGAUGGGAUUUGCUCAGCGCAGGUACGUGCUGCAGAAGAACUUUGCAAGAGGGGGGUUCGGAGAGGUGUGGCUGGGUGUGAGGAGGGACCCCUGCCACCGGCCCUCCAGUGCCCACCGGCCCUCCAGUGCCCGCCGGCCCUCCAGUGCCCGCCGGCCCUCCAGUGCCCGCCGGCCCUCCAGUGCCCGCCGGCCCUCCAGUGCCCGCCGGCCCUCCAGUGCCCGCCGGCCCUCCAGUGCCCGCCGGCCCUCCAGUGCCCGCCUGCCCUCCAGUGCCCGCCUGCCCUCCAGUGCCCGCCUGCCCUCCAGUGCCCGCCUGCCCUCCAGUGCCCGCCUGCCCUCCAGUGCCCGCCUGCCCUCCAGUGCCCGCCUGCCCUCCAGUGCCCGCCUGCCCUCCAGUGCCCGCCGGCCCUCCAGUGCCCGCCUGCCCUCCAGUGCCCGCCUGCCCUCCAGUGCCCGCCUGCCCUCCAGUGCCCGCCUGCCCUCCAGUGCCCGCCUGCCCUCCAGUGCCCGCCUGCCCUCCAGUGCCCGCCUGCCCUCCAGUGCCCGCCUGCCCUCCAGUGCCCGCCUGCCCUCCAGUUCCCGCCUGCCCUCCAGUGCCCGCCUGCCCUCCAGUGCCCGCCUGCCCUCCAGUGCCCGCCUGCCCUCCAGUGCCCGCCUGCCCUCCAGUGCCCGCCUGCCCUCCAGUGCCCGCCUGCUCUCCAGUGCCCGCCGGCCCUCCAGUGCCUGGCUGCCUGCACAUCCCCCACCCCCACCUCCUUCUGCUGCGAAAGCGGCUGUCAGUUUAGGUGCAGGAAGCAAGUAUGGAUCAACAGGUCGGGACAGUGUUGCAGUUGAGAGGGCUGCGGGUGGUAGGGGAGAGGAGGAAGGUGAGCUUAUGAAGGAACAUCUGGGAGUGCGGUAUUCAGAGUGGCAAGAACAGGUGGAGGGCGAGAAGGAGGAAGAGAAGGUGAAAGAAGGGCAGGAGGGGAAGGAGAAUGGGGAGGAGGUGAAAGAGGAGGGGGAGGAGGAGAAAGAGGAAAGGGAGGAGGAGGAAGGGGAAGGGGAGGUGGGAGAGGAAGAAGAGGAGGAAGAAGAAGAAGUGGAGGAGGAAGGGGAAGGGGAGGUGGCAGAGGAGGAAGAGGAGGAGGAGGAAAAAGAGGCGGAUGUCCCGCCACUGUUCGUGCUCAAGCGACUUCUGGCGAGGGAGGGUGCUCGACUGAGUGGGCUGCGAGAGAAGUACUUUGGGGAGAUGCUCCUCAACGCGACCAAUCUGGUGCUGCCACGUGGCGCCCGUCGUCAUCAUGGCAAAGGCGACAAGAGGGAUGGUGCUAUUCGUGGCUCUGAAGUCCUUACGGGCUACGUGGAUGGUGAUGUGCAUGCUGACGUGGAUGCUGACGUGGAUGCUGACGUGGAUGAUGACAUGGAUGAUGACGUGGACAUCAAUGUGAUGGAUGAUGUGGACGAUGAGCUGGUCGAUGCGAUGGGUCUGCAUCACAUCGCACGCUACGUGGAGUCCUUUGAAACUACGAUUGCCAGUGGCAGCGGCGGUGGCGGCGGUAGCAGCGAUACCCCCACCACCGGUGGUGAUGCUGAUGCUGACUUAAGUGCAGGUGUGGGAGGCGAUAAAGGGCGGAGAGAGGAGCAGCGGGGGAAGGGGAGGAAGGCUUUUGAGUCGACUCAAAAGGAGGCAAGUAAUGAGCAGAGCAAGGAUCUGUGGCUGGUGUUUGUGCACGAAGGGGUGUCCCUCUCCUCCCUGCUGUACACGAGUGAUGCUGAUGAUGAGGAGGGAGGCGGGGAGGAGGUGGAGAAACGCGAGGAAGGAGGGAUAGCCGAGGAAGGAGGGAUAGCCGAGGAAGGAGGGAAGGAACGGGAGGGAACAGAACAAGAGAAAGGAGGGAAAGAAGAAGGGGGGAAAGAGAGUGCUCAGCAACAGGCAUAUGGGGAGCAUGCGAGUGGCGAGCAGCAGCAGGCAACAAGUGGGAAUCAGCAGGCAAGGGAUGGACAGCACAGCAUCAUGCGGCCUUCGAGGUGGUGGCGGUGGCUGCGCUCCACAGUGGAGGGCGAGGAGACUGUGCGGAGCAUCCUCAGGCAGACGCUGCUGGGGCUCGCCGCGUUGCAAGCGCGCAACAUAACCCACAGGGACAUCAAACCAGCUGUUGACCCGCACUCUGUUCGCUUCCUCUACGGCCCAACAGGGCCCUCCAGUGCAGAGGAAACAGAACUCUACUCGCCUCCAGAGGUUCUGCUGCUGCCACAGAGCCUCCCAAGUGCCAGAGGUACGGAGGAAGCUGCGGGUGCAUCUGGAGAAGCAGGGACAGCAGCAGGGGGAGGUGCGACAGGGGGAGGCGCAUCUGGGGGAGGUGUUGACUGCACGAGGAACAGCUCCAGUAGUAGCUGCUUCCACGUCAGCAGCAGGAUGCACUACGGAUCAGCCCCUCCGUCCACUCUCCUGAGCCCUUCCCCUCCCCCUUGGAACUCAGGCGCUGCUAGAUCGCUCCUUGCAAGCAGCCCGGUGGCCCGAGUCUACCCGGCGAACAGCCUUCUUGCACCUUUUUCUUCUCACUCCCCUGACGGCCCCCUCCUCAGCUUGCGCGCAUGGAUGGAACUCUGCAUCUUUACGCCUGCAGUCUUUGAAGCGGCACCAAAUGAGGGGGCGUCUGUAGCAGCGGAGGAGGAGGAGACGUCUGUAGCAGGGCAAGAAGAGGAGGAGCUGUUGGUAGCAGAGGAAAACGAUGGGCUGUCUUUAGCACAGAAGAAGGAAGGAACGCCUGCAGCAGGAGAAGAGGAGGGGGAAGUGAGGAGGGAGGAGGGUGUGGAGGGUGGAGCAGGCGCGAAGACCAGAGGUGUGAGCGACUUGCUGAGGCUGCGUCAACCGCAUGUGGAGCAUGCUCAUCCCCAGGGAUCGGCUGUAGUGGGUGCUGAUUCACAGGAGGAAUAUGCUACAGCAGGUGCACUUCCGCAGGAAAGUGCAGUGGGGGUGGCAGAGGCCCCCACUGCGUCUGCCUCUGCUGCCACUUUUCAUGUCCCUUGUUCUACUAGAAGAGUUGCAGCAUCCAGCACAGCAGGCCAGAGGGGUCGCACUGCGGACAGCGGCAGGGGCGAAGAGAGAGAAGCAGGAGAAGGCCACAGGGGGGUUGGGGAGGCCGAUGAACAUGGAGAGAACAAUGUGGGUGGGCAGGGCAGUGACUCCGUGCAUGGAAGUGGGGCUUCUUGUGGGGAGGCUGGUGGCAGCAGCAGUCCCAGUGGUCAUGGCAGCAGUGGGAGUGGUGCAGAGGGGUGGAGUGUGGUGGCGCCGUGGGAGUGCAGCGAGGCCAGCAUUGCAGCACAGCUGAAGCUGAGGGACCCGCUCAAGAAAGGUCUUCCCAGCAUUUGGGCCCUUCGACUGCUGCGGCGAUUGCUGCAAUGGUACCCCUGUGAGCAGUUGGACGCGACCGACCACGUGCGCCGCUCCUCCGCCGCCGCCGCUUCCGCCUCUAGCGCGACAGCGGGCGAGCGUAGGGACAGUGCGAUCCGCGUGCUAGCGGAGUCCAUUCUCGUCGGCUGCCCCGCGCGCCACUCCUUCGCCUUCUCCUCCGCAGGAGCGGACACCGCAGCUGGUGCCGGCGGUGCUGACGGCGCGUAUGGAAACAACCAUGGCGGCGCGCGUCGCUCGUCCAUGUCGUCGUUCUCCUUCCGCCCGCGCGGGUCUUCUUCCUCCUCCUCCUCCGCGUCAGGGGGGCGCGGCUCCUCCUCCUCUGCCUCAGGGGGACGAAUCUCCGCGUCUUCCGCGCGUUCCCGCAGCUCCUCCGCGUCGUCGUUCGCCUUCCCCGCGCUCGCCUCUCUCCCCGCAUCAUCGCGACCCUCGGACAGCUCGCUGUUCACUAUCGCGGAAGCUCUUACCGAGUCACAGCCGGCCUCUCAGACGACGGUGCCUUCCUCUUCUGACGGUCAGGUUUCUGACAGUGAGGUCGCCGGCAGUCUUGGAGAAACGGCCGGGUGCGGUGAUGCGGCGGCGAAGGCGGCGGUGGACGGCAGUUUGCCGCCCGACCUGAGCGGGUUGAGCAACGGGGAGCUGCUAUUGAUCGCGGCGAGCCGCAUCGCGUUGCUCACCGAGUCGCUGAGCGAGUCGCGCACGAUCAACGAGGAGCUGAUGAAGGAGAAGGACGCGGCGCUGUCGCUCCUGAUGGACACGCAGCGCAAGCUGACGGAGGCGACGACGCGCGCCGUGCUGUCGAUGCCACGUGUCAACAGCUCGUGCGAUCUCGCCGGGCUCGCCGUUGGCGGAGGUUUUGGUGGGCACGUCAGCUCGCCGCCGUCGUCGCCUGCUGCCAAGUCGACGGUUGCCACGUCAGCGACAGCAGGGUCAACGGGGCUGACGGGGCAGAAGGGGAAGGUCUACCUGGACGAUGACGACGACAUGGACUACGACGAAUCGGACGACGAAUGCGACGUCGCUCGCAGGCCCGUCGCGCCUGUCGCACUGGACGCACGUGUUGCGCCAGUCGCACCUGUCGCAGCAGUAGCUCAGUCGGCGGAGAGCGAGGAAGCGGAGUAUGCGCACUUCCUUGAGCGGAAGGUCGCGGAGCUGCAGGCUGCGCUGUCGCAGGCGGAAGGUGCGCUGGAGUCCGCGCGCGCGGAACGUGAAGCCUUGGCGGAAGGUCAGGAGCGCGCGGUUUCCGCCGCAAUCGCGGACGCCGCGGCUUCCGCGGAGCGCGCGCGAGCGCGGGAGGUCGAGCUGAUGGUGGCGCUGCGGGCGGCGGAGGGGGAACUCGCGGCCGAGCGCAGGCGCCACGUGGUGGAGGUCGAAUCGCUGAAGGAAGAACUAGCCACGGCGCGUCGGGAGAAGGAGGGGUAUUUAACGAGUAUGGAAGAAAUGGCGCGGGUGCUGGAUGUGCAGCGGGAGGAGCGGGAUGUGAUAAUAACGAGGUUAGAAGCGGAGAAGGCGGAAAUGGUGGGUGAGCUGAUGGAUGUGAUUGUAGAGGCCGUGGCUGCAGCGGGCGUUGCGAGUGUAGCUGGUAACUUGGUUACUGCAGCUGCGAUGGAGGACUGGAAGGAUAGCGCUCCUGUGAUGGCUGUCCGUCGCGCUGAGCUGUUGGUUGUAGAUUCUGCUGAGCUGGAACCGGUUCUCGCUGACGUGGAAACUGCAAAAGAGGCGUUUGCUGACGUGGCAGCUUCUGCUGGCGUGGCGGGGAUGGGUGACGUGGCGGAUAAGGAAAUUGUGGCAGCUGAGAUGGCCCUGGGGGAGAAAUUUGGAGAAUCCAGGCAAGAGGCUGUUGUUGGGGCAGGGGUGGAGACGAGCAGUGGCAAUACAGGCACUGCAGGGGACUUUAUCAGAGGUGAUAUUACCAGAGGUGAUUCUAUCGAGGGGGACACCAGUGAGGUGGAUGUGAUGCAGAGAAGACGAAGGAUGUCGGCCGGAAGGAGGCGGUGGUGGGACCGGGGGGUGAUGGAGCGAGUGAGGGCGUGGGAGUGGCGUGGGGGCAGGCAGAGGGGAGGAGGGCGGGAGGAUGGGAGAGCAGAGGAGGGAGCAGUGGAGGAGAGGCAGGUGGAGCAGGAGGAGGAGGAGCAGAGGCAAAUGCAGGAGAGGGAGUGGGAUACGGCGGAAGGGCGUGGAGAGAGGGAGCAGGGAAUGUGGGAGGUGGGCGAGCCUGCUGCGAGGGGGAAUUACAGAAGGGGUGCAGAUGUGGGAGGAGCAAGUGGUUUUAUUGGGGAUGAGGCAUGGAGUGAGCAUGCGAUUGGGGGGGGAGUGGUGGAGGGGGAGGAAGUGAGGGAGAGGGGGAGAGUGAUGAGGAUACUUGGUGAUGAUAAGGAGAACAUGGAGCCUGCUAUGGGAUUGGACAUCUAG